UCUUGAUGAGUGUACACGUGAGAUUUGUGUGACUAAUGUUGAGAGAAGAGUUAUAACUUGACGUGAUCAUGAAUAAAUCUAAGGAAACAAUUGAGGAUAUUUUAAAGGAUGCGGCUGAGAAUGGAGAUACCCAAAAGCUGAUUGGACUUCUGGAAAAAGGGGCACCUUUCGUCGUUGAUAUGGAUGGGCAGACAGUACUACAUCUAGCGGCCAUUAAAGGACACACAAGUACUGUAGAGGCACUGCUGGACCGAGGCUGUGAUGCAAACAUUCAAGAUUUUUGUGGGCACACCUCCCUACAGCGUGCAGCUGCUGGCGGCCAUCUUGAAAUAUCUAAACUUCUCCUUGAACACGGGGCUUCAGUUGAUCAUCAGGAUGAAUUGUAUGGAAACACUGCCCUACAUGAGGCUGCCUGGAAAGGAUAUAGCAGAACUGUAAACCUUCUCUGUAAGAAGAAAGGAAAUGUUUAUAUCAAGAACAGGGGAGGGUUUACCCCCCUACAUCUCUCCUGUCAAAACGGGCACAAUCAAAGCUGUAGAAACAUCCUCAUCACAGGAUGUAAACCAGAUCUUAAAAACGAUUACGGAGAUACACCAAUACAUACUGCAGCUCGGUACGGUCAUGCUGGGGUCAUCAGGAUACUGGUCAGCGCAGCAUGCAGGGUAUCAGAACAGAACAAGAAUGGAGACACAGCUCUACAUAUUUCGUCUGCUAUGGGUCGGAAGAAAUUGACAAGAAUUCUUCUUGAAAUCGGAAUAAAUCGAUGUUUAACCAAUAAACAGGGAGAAACUGCUCUAGAUAUUGCAAUGCGGAAAAAUUUGACCGAAAUCAUUAAUAUUUUCCAAUCCAUCGCUGAACCAACAACUAAAACUAUCGAAACCAAGUCUGUCGAUCCUCGAAUGCAAGGAGUGGAUGAUAUAAUUCGAGAAUCUGAUCUUCGAGCCGCGGAAACUCGAGCCUCAAACCACGAAGGGUCGAGCACGUCCUUUGACCGAGCCAGGAAAAGCCGGUCGAGCAAGCUAGAUAACCGAGUUAAUUUCAAACAAAAUGAUCCUGACACUAGUGAUUUAAGUGAGUCAAGUCAGUUUGAUGCUAUCAAAAGUCUGAAUAAAGACUUAAAGAGACGUCAAUAUAAAUCCAAAUCCUCAAAUUCAAGUCAAAUACAUGAGCGAUCUCAUCGCUCGACGAUGAAAACGUCAGAACGACGGGAUCAUGAAAGACGACGCGAUCAACGUCCGUCGCGCAAUAACAACUCAUGCGACUGUGUACCGUUUCUGGAAAAAAUCGGAAAACGGCUUGAGAACGACAAAAAGCAAAUAAUCCACCAGAUCAACAACCAGAACAAGAAGCUUGACGGUCGGCUUGAAAACCUGGAGUCGAAGACGAAAAAACAAAUCUUAAACUUUCAUCAAACCAUGAAGGAAUGUUUUGCAGAGGAGAGAGGAGAUUGUCAAUCUAGGAUGGAUCGGCUUACACUUAAGGAAAGAAUAGAAUUAGAGCGGCAGCAAGCUAUCCGAGAUAUUCUGCUGAAACGAGAUAUUGCUCGCUGGUUACAAGCCAAGAUGGUAGAACUUGAACAAGGACUAGAACAGGCUCCUCAGGAUAAGGCAAUUAUGCGUAAACUAACAAGGAGAAAGUCUCGGCGUGAAACUAGAUCAAUGAUCUCUGAUUUAAAGAACGGAACUCUCCGAAGAUCAAACUCUGCUGAGCUGAUCUCUGAGCUGGGAGAGAGUGAUCUAGAUUCAGCUCAAGGUAGUACUAAACAGCAGGAUAGGGUUCAAGUCUACAGAGGACUAAGGAUCAGUGAUAAACCCCUAGAAGUAAACAACGACAACAACAACAACAACAACAACAACAACAACAUGCUGUCUCCUACCGAAGAAGGAUGUGUAAAGAGAGAGGAAAGGAUCCGACCGAGGAUCCGACACAACUCAGAUGGGAAUUAUGACGACAUUAAUCUAAUGCAGGAGACCAUAUUUUCUGUGCAAAGUGAAAUGAAAACCAAGCCCCCUGAAGAUAAUAUUUACGAGAACUUGAUACCCCUGUACAGUACAGAAACACAUCAACCAAUUAGUAAAGAAAAAGCAGUUCUAAAAAGUCCCCCUCUGUAUCCCAAAAGUCCUCCAAUGUUUACUAACAAUCCUCCACUUUUCCCCAAAAAGUCCGCGAGACAGCUAAACUUUUCAACCAGUAGUUCGGAUAAACUAAUCCGACCUCCAUUGUCUUCUGAUACAAGUUCUAUAGAUUCACAUAAUGAUAGUGGAUACUCAACCAGAAUAGCAGUUAGUGAGGGUUCCUCACCCCCCCUAGGGGACCCGGAACCCCUCCUGGACCCCCAAGCUCUAUACAUGAUCCCCCCUGACCUUAUGAAUAGAUCGGAUAGUGGAUAUGUUUACAUGGAUGAAAGAUCGUUUCAUGAUCAAUCUUCAGCUCUCAACAAUCCUGAGUUUAGACUAAAUCAAGUUUUAAUAAAUCCAAAAAGUAGUUUUGUCUAAACAAAAACUAUUAAAAAAAAUGAAUUUUAAACUUUGAAAAGUGUAAUAUCUAUGUAUCUUUGAUUACUAAUUUAACAAAAAAAAUGUGAUAUUUUAGUAUGUUAAUUAAAUAAACAUUAUCCUAUAGCA
Messenger RNA from Eurytemora carolleeae, 2624 nucleotides. RefSeq names its product ankyrin repeat domain-containing protein 6. The coding region runs from base 69 to 2495 and encodes 808 amino acids. The transcript has 11 exons. The record is from RefSeq and is a predicted model, not a curated record. Gene Ontology annotation, molecular function: protein binding. NCBI's taxonomy places the organism in Eukaryota, Metazoa, Arthropoda, Copepoda, Calanoida, Temoridae.